Molecule: messenger RNA, 2790 nt
Organism: Nematocida ausubeli
Lineage: Eukaryota; Fungi; Microsporidia
Exons: 1
Coding region: 1-2790 (929 amino acids)
Source: RefSeq, a predicted model, not a curated record
AUGACUGCACCAGAUAAGAAGAAAAAGACAAUAACGCUGGAAUACGCAGUAUUCUUUAAAAAGCACGAUAUACAAAGGAAGAAACCCAUGGUAUAUCUAAUGCUGUGGAUAUUGGCAUUCCACAAAGUAUUUACGCAGUUUGAAAUCGAAGAGAUAACCAGAAUGCACAAGAUUAGAUUUAUAAAUGGUGAAAGCUCAGAUAUAAUAAAUCCAGCAGGGCCUUUAAACCUCAUGCGCGGGUACAUAUACAAUAGAAAUGGGUAUAUGUACAGUAAAAGGCUUUUCUCACCGGAGAUAGAUAUAGACUACAAGCUAUAUUCAUACAUUCCUACCUGCGUGGAAGAAAUUAAACAUAAAUUUGAUAGAAGUGUCCAUAUGGAUGCAGCAUAUUCACAUGCACCAACAUAUAUGCAUCUUCUUUUUCCAGAAGACUAUAUAGAUCCAGUGGACGUAGAAAGUACAUACAUGAAAGACUACCACAACAUAUUUAUCAAGCUAUUUUACCAGUACGAUGUGCAUGUUAUUGCCAAGACGCUAAAAGGAGAUUCAUUCUAUAGGUUCUUGAAUUGUUCAGAGGUAAAACCGCAUGCUAGCUACAUUCUAGCUGCUAUGGUUCUUCUCUCUGAAGGAUUUGAUGUGCCGCUUGAACUCCAUAGAAACGAGCAGACCUCUGAGGUAGAUCUUAUACUAUGGUAUGCGGAUGGAAAGAAUUUAUGCUUUUCAAUUUCCAUAACGAAUUACAUAAGGAAAGUAGAAAAAGAGACAAACGAUAACAUCUUAGUAUGCGUGCCAGAAGAAGUGAUUUCUUUUUUCAUUAAGUACAAGAACUUUUAUUCAGAGAAAAAUCCCAGCUACUAUAGAGAACCAAAGACCUUGUAUGAAUUUGAAUGCGGGCACUUCAUGAGCAGCAAGCAGUUUAUGAUACAGAUGUAUCUUUUCGAGAUUAUGAAUAGUAUAAAGGAGGCCGCUGAGUUUAUAACUGCUGUGCACAGUAUUCUGCGCGACCAUGCUAAUCUGUACAUGCAUAAAAGGAUUCAUAAAGAGGCGAUGGAAAGCACCAUAAAAAUGUACUGCAGAUGCUUUUUGCCAGACAACAAGUACAAUUUAAGCAAAGUCUAUGAUUACGCAAGAAUUCUGUGUGAUGUUCGGAGGAUUAAGGAACUGCAUAAUAGGACUCCUUUCCAUGUUUUAGACAACUCUACAUUCAUUUACAAUAAAAAUAUAAUAAAGAGAGAGGACUAUUCUAAGAAAAAAGGAAAGAAUAUUCCUUUGGCCUUAAAAACAGAAUAUCUCCUGCUUUCGAUGUUCAAGUGCAUGAUGUACAGCAUUUCUCAAAAAUCCUACGAUACUUCGCAUAUUCCAAAUGCACCUUCUGCACUUUUAGAUUUCUUCACAAAGUACAGGUCUGUUAGAGAGUUCACUAGUGAAGCCAUGAUGGAUGACUGGGGGAAAGUUAUUUUAAAAACGAAAAAUCCAUGCGUUAAAUAUACAAAGAAUGAAAAGGAUAUAUCUGGAGGAAUCAUAAACUUGCUCUAUGCAAUUAGUGCACUAGGUGGACGUCUAGAAGAAGAUGUGUAUCGUAUUAUGGCAGUAGAGAUAGCAUUAUACAAAAAAGAAGUCCCUAUAGAUCACAUACUUGCAGAAUUAGCAAUUUUAAUGAAGAAAAUAAUUUCCUCUCUGUCUUCUAAUGAUUAUGUAGAUGUUUUAUUUUGUUCAGUCACUAAGGGCAUUAGAGAGAAUUCUAAAGAAGAAAUAGAUUUAUUUGGGAACAUAAGUAUUAGUUACAGCAAUACCAAAUUAAUCUAUUCCACUAUGUUUUUGGGUGUUGGCCCCGCACACACCUCUUUCAGGAUAGAGAAGUCUUACAGCAUUAAGGCACAGGAUGAUAUAGCUCAGGUAUUUCAAGAUUCUAAGAAAUUUUUGAAAGAACAUAAUAAUUUCAUAGAUCACCUAGUAGGUCAUUAUAUUAGAACCACACUGGACAACUUCGUAGUUGAUAGAUCUGAGAAGACGAAGUCUUUAAUAAUGCGUGCAGUCAAAAGAGCGGACAAGGAAGAAUUCAAUAAUAUUAAUGCUUUGCUUUUGGUUUUAACCCCAAAUCUUCUGCGAGAGAAUCUAUCUAGGCUGAUGGCCUGUAUUGUAUCCUAUACAUACAGAUGCGAAAUGACAAGUGACCACCCAGUGAUUCGGUUUAUUUCCAACAUAAUAGGAUAUAUGUACUUCGAGCCUGCAAUAGUCCAUAGAAGAAUAUUCCCAAGCAUAUCCUACGCAGGCCAGUCUAGUCUAUACAAUAAAAUAUCUUUGCCUAGCAUUUUCUGGGUGCAAAUAAGACAGAGUGCGCUCUUGCUGGAAUCUCGUGCAGAAGUGAUCCUACUGAGCGAGACCCCGGAGGAAAUAGUCCAAGGCAUUAAUUCAUACAUAGAAGAAAGAAAGGGCUCUGUUAUUUCUGGUGCUUCCUUGCUGCUGCAUUCCAAGUACUGCAAGAGGUUCAUCCAAGCCAUAUUUAAGGACAAUAAUACAGUGCAUGCGCAGAGUAUUAUACAAACCUUACACAAAUAUGAUGACUUGCAUGGACAUAUGCUAGGGAAUAUAUUAUAUUCUGUAUGGGCCCAUUAUAUCAAACAGGACAAAAAAUAUUCGGAUGCUUUAAAGAAUGAAAUUAAAUCGCAAAUGGUAGACUACAUACCAUGUGAUAUUCUAAAACAUUUAAGUAUAUUUGACACUAUUUCUUCUACACCAGAUAAAGUGAGUGAUAUGCAAAUUCUAGUAAACCAAUCGAAUUUACAGUAG